Molecule: messenger RNA, 2871 nt
Organism: Arabis nemorensis
Lineage: Eukaryota; Viridiplantae; Streptophyta; Magnoliopsida; Brassicales; Brassicaceae
Source: the annotation of a GenBank genome assembly
AUGGGGGACAAGGAAGAAGUCCUUGAGGCUGUUCUGAAAGAAACUGUGGAUCUGGAAAAUGUGCCUAUUGAAGAAGUUUUUGAGAGUCUGAGAUGUAGCAGAGAAGGUCUUACUACAGAAGCUGCUGAUGAAAGGCUUGCUCUCUUUGGGCAUAACAAGCUUGAAGAGAAGAAGGAAAGCAAAUUCUUGAAAUUUUUAGGGUUUAUGUGGAACCCUCUUUCUUGGGUGAUGGAAGCUGCUGCAAUCAUGGCUAUUGCACUUGCUAAUGGAGGAGGGAAGCCUCCUGAUUGGCAAGACUUUGUUGGUAUUAUUACUCUGCUUGUGAUCAAUUCCACCAUCAGUUUCAUUGAGGAGAACAAUGCAGGGAAUGCUGCUGCUGCUCUCAUGGCACGUCUUGCCCCCAAAGCAAAGAUUCUUCGAGAUGGAAGGUGGGGUGAGCAGGAUGCUGCAAAUCUUGUUCCGGGUGACAUAAUCAGCAUCAAGCUUGGAGAUAUCGUUCCAGCUGAUGCUCGCCUUCUCGAGGGUGAUCCCCUUAAGAUCGAUCAGUCUUCUCUUACUGGUGAAUCUCUCCCAGUAACCAAAGGUCCAGGGGAUGGUGUGUAUUCUGGCUCUACUUGCAAACAGGGAGAGCUUGAAGCAGUUGUGAUUGCAACGGGAGUCCAUACCUUCUUUGGAAAGGCUGCGCAUCUUGUUGAUACGACCAACCAAGUUGGCCAUUUUCAACAGGUCUUAACUGCUAUUGGGAAUUUCUGUAUCUGUUCUAUUGCAGUGGGGAUGCUGAUUGAGAUUGUCGUGAUGUAUCCUAUUCAACACCGAGCAUAUCGUCCUGGAAUUGAUAACCUUCUUGUGCUUCUCAUUGGGGGUAUCCCGAUUGCCAUGCCUACAGUUCUGUCUGUGACCAUGGCCAUUGGUUCUCAUAGAUUAUCUCAGCAGGGAGCAAUCACCAAGAGGAUGACAGCUAUUGAGGAAAUGGCUGGCAUGGAUGUGCUUUGCAGUGACAAGACAGGAACUUUAACAUUGAAUAAACUUACUGUCGACAAAAAUCUCAUAGAGGUUUUCACGAAAGGAGUGGAUGCGGAUACUGUCGUCCUAAUGGCAGCUCAAGCCUCGAGACUGGAAAACCAAGAUGCCAUAGAUGCUGCUAUAGUUGGGAUGCUUGCUGACCCUAAAGAGGCACGAGCUGGUAUUCGAGAGGUUCACUUUCUUCCAUUCAAUCCAACUGAUAAGAGGACAGCUCUUACAUAUAUUGACAGUGAUGGUAAAAUGCAUAGGGUCAGCAAAGGUGCACCUGAGCAAAUCCUAAAUCUCGCCCACAAUACAUCAGAAAUUGAGCGAAGAGUCCAUGCUGUUAUAGAUAAGUUUGCUGAACGGGGUUUGCGAUCUCUUGCUGUGGCAUACCAGGAAGUUCCGGAAGGGACAAAGGAAAGUGCUGGAGGCCCUUGGCAAUUUGUGGGUCUCAUGCCUCUUUUUGACCCACCUAGGCAUGACAGUGCCGAGACAAUUAGAAGAGCUUUAAAUCUUGGGGUGAAUGUCAAAAUGAUCACAGGGGAUCAGUUGGCUAUAGGAAAAGAGACCGGACGUCGUUUAGGGAUGGGAACCAACAUGUACCCUUCAUCUGCUUUACUUGGACAGAACAAGGAUGAAUCUGUAGGAGCCUUACCCAUUGAUGAUCUCAUUGAAAAGGCAGAUGGCUUUGCUGGCGUCUUCCCUGAGCAUAAAUAUGAGAUAGUGAAGCGGUUACAAGCAAGGAAGCAUAUAUGUGGAAUGACGGGUGAUGGAGUGAAUGAUGCGCCUGCUCUUAAAAAGGCUGAUAUUGGCAUUGCAGUUGCUGAUGCAACUGACGCAGCCCGUAGUGCUUCGGAUAUUGUUCUUACUGAACCUGGUCUUAGUGUUAUCAUCAGUGCUGUCUUGACCAGUCGUGCUAUCUUCCAGAGAAUGAAAAAUUAUACAAUCUAUGCGGUUUCCAUCACAAUCCGUAUUGUUCUAGGCUUCAUGCUGCUGGCCCUCAUAUGGAAGUUCGACUUCCCACCCUUCAUGGUUCUUAUCAUCGCCAUAUUGAACGAUGGCACCAUUAUGACAAUAUCAAAAGACAGGGUGAAGCCUUCCCCUCUUCCAGAUAGCUGGAAACUGUCAGAGAUUUUUGCAACCGGCGUUGUGUUUGGAACAUACAUGGCAAUGAUGACAGUUAUUUUCUUCUGGGCUGCAUAUAAAACAGACUUCUUCCCGCGAACUUUCGGAGUUUCGACCCUUGAGAAAACAGCACAUGAUGAUUUCCGGAAGCUUGCCUCAGCAAUAUACUUACAAGUCAGCAUUAUAAGUCAGGCGCUUAUCUUCGUGACCCGAUCACGCAGUUGGUCUUAUGUAGAACGUCCUGGGAUGUGGCUUGUGAUAGCAUUUAUCGUUGCACAAUUGGUGGCUACUCUAAUUGCAGUCUAUGCUAAUUGGAGCUUUGCUGCGAUAGAAGGGAUUGGGUGGGGAUGGGCCGGAGUCAUUUGGCUUUACAACAUCGUGUUCUAUAUUCCUCUUGAUAUCAUCAAGUUCUUGAUUCGAUACGCCCUUAGCGGCAGAGCCUGGGAUCUUGUUAUUGAACAAAGGAUUGCAUUCACGAGGAAGAAGGAUUUCGGGAAAGAACAAAGAGAGCUACAAUGGGCACAUGCACAGAGAACGCUGCAUGGCCUGCAAGCACCAGAUGCUAAGAUGUUCCCAGAGCGAACCCAUUUCAACGAGCUUUCCCAAAUGGCUGAAGAAGCGAAGAGAAGAGCCGAGAUCGCAAGGUUGCGGGAGCUUCACACACUCAAGGGUCAUGUUGAAUCCGUGGUGAGACUAAAAGGUCUCGACAUUGAAACCAUUCAACAAGCGUACACCGUCUGA